Molecule: messenger RNA, 14494 nt
Organism: Venturia canescens
Lineage: Eukaryota; Metazoa; Arthropoda; Insecta; Hymenoptera; Ichneumonidae
Gene: Shal
Product: Potassium voltage-gated channel protein Shal
Exons: 7
Coding region: 2440-4287 (615 amino acids)
Biological process (GO): protein homooligomerization; potassium ion transmembrane transport
Cellular component (GO): membrane; voltage-gated potassium channel complex
Molecular function (GO): protein binding; A-type (transient outward) potassium channel activity
Source: RefSeq, a predicted model, not a curated record
AUAACGAAAAAGAAAAACAAGCUCACCGGUGCUUGAGCCUCUCGAAAAGUAGUAUUAAUAAAAAUAAAUACGAAUCGGAGAGAGAGAAACCGAGGUCGUUUUCAGUUCAGGUUUUCACGCGCGGCAGCAGACUGCGCGAGAUUGGUUGCGAGUGUGUCUCUCUCUCUGUGUAUACCGAGUGCGUGUGGACGUUCCGAGCGUGCACGACGCCCGGCGAUCACGCGAAAGAGCGUAUAAAAGUGUAACGGCGGAACGUAAAAGUAUAAAAUAAACGUUUUAUUUAUUCAAUGAGAAUGAAGAGAGGGGCAACGCAAGAAGAAACGAUAAUAGUGCAUUUUCGUCGUUGUUCAUUCACGAUCCGUUGAUAAAACGUGUGCAAUAAUAUAUCCCUAAGAACGAGAAUAAUAGCAAAAAGUGAGAAAAAGAGUUGAGAACGACGAGGGAGGAGGGAGGAUUAGCGAAUUAAAUUUGUUCAAGGUGAGAGCAGGCUCUUUCCACUCUGAGGUUUAGGGUCGUAGGUUGAGGAAAGCUUUCGCGACGACAGGCUUGUGCUGGGGAAAUCGGUUGAACAGGAGUUUCGGAUUAUACAGAAAGACGGCCGGCCACACGUAGCGUCGUUCUAAUUCUAGCCGCUCGAGGGAGCGCGCGCGCACGACCGCGUGAAAAAGAGACAGAAAUCCUCGCAUGUGUUGGCGCGUGCGACAGCCGAAGUAGAGAUAACUGCGGGAACGAAACGGAAGGAGCCUUGUUUUCAUAGUAACGCGAGACAGCGUUUCGAAGCACAACACGAUGCCCUCGGUAAAUCAUUCGUUGCUCGAUUCGACGAGAGCACCCGAGGCGGGUGACGAAAAAACAAGAAUUACGGCCAUUAGAGAACGACCCGCUACAAAGUGCGCUCGAAAAAAAUUUACCUCGAGCUAAAGUCAAGUACAAAUACUGACGCUUUCUCAUCGAUCCUAAGCGACUUAAAAAAUCAGUGAUUACCGAAAGGGACGAUAAUUAAAUAUGGUGAAACUGUAAUAUAAACGAUAGUGUGAAUUUCUUCGAAUUACAUCCGCAAUAAUAAGACGCGUUGAUACACAUCAAGAGUGACUAUUUUCAUGGAUAAUAUGAUCAUAAAAUAUGACAAAUUCCCAAAACGUCGGGACAAAGAGAUUCGUAAGGUGAUGUAAAAAUUAUAAUCUACGACUGACGAGGGUCGACUCGAGCGGCGGCCACAACAAACAAGUCCCUGCUCGGAGGUACGAACUUGAAAAACGAAUAAAUGAACGGUGAGCAACAAAUAUGACGAAAAAUUCAAUAGAACUUAAUUUAACGGUGAGUUUUAACGUGGAACGAGAAGAAAAAUAACAUCGAAAAAUUCCCGAAAUUGUUUAAGAAAGAAGAGGUUAAUAGAGGCUCUCUGGAUAAUUAAUUGCAACGCGGUGAUCAGUUCGGAGGGGGAGAAUCGGAAAGAUCGAUCGUGCGAGAUGACUCGAGAGGUGGAAUUAUAAGAUAAACGGAUAACGAUGAUCAGGGCUUAUAAAAAUUUGAGGGAAUUCGUGGAUGAAGGAAAACUGAAAAUUGACGAAACGAUCCGAUCGGAUGAUCUACGAUUAAUUAUUAUCUGCUCGACGAGUCCUGCUCGCUGAGGAAGACAAGACGAAAACGUAUAAAAAGCGUCGACGCUACGUUUUAUUUGUACAUGAUCGACGAUAAUGUUGACACGAGGAGGCAUUUUGCCAAAAUACGUUUGGCCGUUGUCGAAGAAGCCCCAGGAACGUAUUAUGCGGUCCCAUCCAUCGAACGAGACUUUUGCGAAAAUCGUGAAUGCACGAAAGUAAUAAGAAUAAGGAGAAAAAAAGGAACGUCGAUAGAGGAGGGAGAAGAGCGCAAGAUUUAUAGCUCUAAAAAAUUGCCAAAUGGGAUGCUGAGCCAUGAGGCACCCUCGGCAUUCCGUCAAAAGAUGCUCGUCGUCGUCGUCGUCGUCGUCGUCGUCGUGUUGGUCGGUGGAGCAGCAACCCCGACUCAAUGAAAACGACGACAGUGGCAAAAGAUUUGCGGACGAUCGAGCGUGGCUUUAGGACUGCGUCGGACGGUCCAGAUCCAUAAAAUAUUGUUAAAUCGUCGAACUGUGAAAUUUCAUGAAAUAAUAAUAAAAAGGAUAAAUAAUAAGGGGGGAUUCGAAGAGUGGAAAAAGAGAGACAGAAAAUAGAGUAUGUCGAGGUUCUCGAGGAUGAUGAUGAUUUGUAAGCGCGACUUUCCGGACGACGGAGUUAGCUAAGAUUGAUCGAAAGGAUGGCCGGAAUAUACCGGAAGAGGAUCGAGUCCGAAUGUGAUGAAUAGGUAAUCCAAAGGGAUAUUCGAGAGUCUGUGAAAGUAAAAAUUUCACACGCUCCGGCUUAUAAUUAAGAGGAGAAAAAAAGGAGGCGGGAAAGAGGAAGAAAGAAGAAAGGAAAGAUGGCGUCCGUAGCGGCAUGGUUACCGUUUGCUCGGGCGGCCGCGAUCGGUUGGGUGCCGAUAGCGACGCACCCUUUACCACCGCCGCCAAUUCCAAAAGAUCGUCGGAAAGCGGACGACGAGAAAUUACUUAUAAACGUGAGCGGUCGUCGCUUCGAGACUUGGCGCAAUACCCUCGAAAAGUAUCCGGACACCCUGCUCGGAUCGAACGAGCGCGAGUUCUUUUACGACGAGGACAGCAAAGAGUACUUUUUCGAUCGCGAUCCCGACAUAUUCCGACAUAUAUUGAAUUAUUAUAGGACCGGUAAGCUUCAUUAUCCGAAGCACGAGUGCCUGACGAGUUACGACGAGGAAUUGGCCUUCUUCGGUAUUCUACCGGACGUAAUAGGGGACUGUUGUUACGAGGAUUAUCGGGAUCGUAAGAGGGAAAACGCCGAGAGACUCAUGGACGACAAGCUGAGCGAGAACGGCGAUCAAAAUUUGCCGCAUCUCACCGACAUCAGGCAGAAGAUGUGGCGAGCAUUUCAAAACCCGCACAUCUCCACCGCCGCUCUUGUUUUUUAUUACGUAACCGGUUUCUUCAUUGCCGUAAGCGUAUUAGCGAACGUGGUGGAGACAGUGCCAUGCGGCAAUCGUCCCGGACGCGCUGGCACAUUGUCAUGCGGGGAACGUUACAAGAUCGUAUUUUUCUGCCUCGAUACAGCAUGCGUCAUGAUAUUUACGGCUGAAUAUCUUCUGAGGUUGUACGCGGCUCCCAGUAGGUGCAAGUUCGCCAGAUCCGUCAUGUCGAUAAUCGACGUGGUAGCCAUAUUGCCCUACUACAUCGGCCUCGGCAUCACCGACAACGACGACGUCUCCGGCGCCUUUGUCACCCUCCGGGUAUUUCGCGUCUUCCGUAUAUUUAAAUUUUCACGACACUCCCAGGGUCUCCGGAUCCUCGGUUAUACCCUCAAAUCUUGUGCCUCCGAGCUCGGCUUUCUCGUUUUCUCACUCGCAAUGGCUAUCAUUAUUUUCGCUACCGUUAUGUUCUACGCUGAGAAAAACGUCGAGGGAACUAAUUUCACCUCUAUACCUGCCGCCUUCUGGUACACGAUCGUCACCAUGACCACCCUAGGUUACGGCGAUAUGGUGCCGGAAACGAUCGCGGGAAAGGUCGUAGGUGGGGUUUGUUCUUUGAGCGGAGUCCUCGUAAUAGCCCUCCCCGUGCCUGUCAUCGUCAGCAAUUUCAGUCGGAUUUAUCAUCAGAAUCAACGAGCCGACAAGAGAAAGGCGCAGAGGAAAGCGAGACUCGCGAGGAUCAGGAUAGCGAAGGCAUCGAGCGGAGCCGCAUUCGUGAGUAAAAAGAAAGCUGCCGAGGCGAGACUCGCCGCCCUCGAGAGCGGCCUCGCUCCCGACGACAGUUACAGAGAGGAGGACAUCUUCGAGCUCCAGCAUCACCAUCUUCUUCGCUGCCUCGAGAAAACUACCGACCGUGAAUUCGUGGAGAUGGAAGUGCCGUUUAACGGUGCGCCAAAGAGGCCAGGCUCGCCAUCGCCGCUCACGUCACCGGCGCACAGUACAGCCUCGAGAGGCGGUCUAUUGCAGUCUUGUUGCGGUCGUUGUUAUCCACAGCGUUACCAGAGCCUCUCGUACCAACUAACAUCGAACGAGAAUAAGGAUAGGGUGGUCCUCGUAUACGGAGAUCGUAUACAAGUUAGAACAAAGGAUCUAAAGAAGCGUGGCUCCCACACUUGCGACAUGCAGGCCCUACAGCCACUUCCGGUUCCAAGUACCAACGCGUCGACUGCCAUCGCAACUUCCGGUCCAGCCCAGCAUCAAGCACAACAAUCGCUCACGGAGACCGCUUGAUUACAAUCGAGCGAGACUACUCGUCAUCCCCGGAAUACCGAUGCUCUAUGAAAACUUAACUACUUUUAAAUCAUCAACGCCCAUCGCCCGUGCACAUCGACCGAUCGAUCGACUCCGAACAUUACCAAUUAUCAAGACCAUUGUACCUCCUCGACCAUCUCCUUUGUUCGGUUGACGGAGACGUCGGCCGCCGAGUCGAGUUCAUGUAAAAAAGGAGAAAGAAAAAAUAAACAGGAAAGUAAAUUAGAAAAAGAGAUGGGAAAGGAGGCGCGUGGAGAAGAAAAUUGAGGCCGGAUAAUUAGGCGUCGCGAGUGUGAAAAAUAGCAGAGGGCGUGAUCGAGGAUGACGAGACUUCGAGGUCAUCGGUCAGCGGAAAUAAGACGCCACGCCGAGGGAUCGUGAUCGCUGUUGCGGAAGUGAUUUUUUUGCGAAAUAUCAUACCGCGCGAUGAUUCGCCUGGUUUAUAGAAAGAAUCGAGAGCACACGCGAAGCGGGAGGGUUCCGAAUAUUUCGAUUAGCUCAUGCCAAUCAAGUCCGAGAGGAAAGCAAAUACUUUGAAGGACACGGAGCGGAAGAGAGAUAGAAAAAAGGGUGGAAUAGCACGAAUGAAGGGAGCACAAAGCAGAGAAGAGCGCCAAGAUUUCAAAUAUGGUUCUAUUCGAUGUAAAGUAUUAUAAUUAUUGUGUGAACUCUCUCGUCACGUUAUCAAAGAAGCAUGUUUGACAAAACAAAAGCAAGCAAGCAAGCAAGCGUAAAACCUUAGAUCUUCGUGAUACUCUUAAAAUUUGUACUUUUAAUUAAAUCGAUAAUGCCCUCGUUCUUUCAAAAAACGUAAUAUUUAAACAUCAUUUGAAUAACAAUCGAAUACGGAUACUGUAUUAUUGUCGUGUAAAAAAAUUUCAUUAAUCGACGAGUUUGGGGAUGUUGAAUAAGUGUCUGUAAAUAGUUACUAUUAUGAUAGAGUUUAUCCUUCGUGGCGAUUUUGAGAAACUGCGUGAAAAAGAAAAUUGCAAAAACGAAGAGACGCGGCGAGGGGGGCAGAGGAAACAGAAUUUCAUUUCGUUACCGGACGCGUCUAGUGCGUCGUUUUUUAAGUGUAAUUGAACACCUUUAGUGUAAGUGUAAAUUGUUUAUAAGUGUAAUUAUCAAGUGUAAUUGUCAGUUUAAACGUGAAGAGAGCGAGAGAGAAAAAAAAGAGGGAUUUAGAGUACGAAGAGAAAGGGUAACCUGCUCGAAGUGGGUUUCAAUCUCGACUCGAUCGGAACACGAAUUAGUACGAUUAUUGUAUGGGAACGUCGACUUAUUUUAAUACGAUCGCUCGAAAGUGUUGUCUCCGAAGUUUUCUUCUUUGCAUUCUCGAUCAUUUGUUUGUUGUUAGGAACAGCGAGAACAAAAAAAAUCUCGUUAGAUUAACCAAAAAAAAAAGAAAGAAAGAAAAAACGUCCUAAGAAUUCGCAACAAUGAUUUUUAAGCUCCCGUCUCGAUGUUGUCGAGUAAACACUUGUGCUAUUGCCGAGAUCGAUCGAAUUUCAGCGAGGGCGAUUAAGUAUUGGCAAAAUAUAAUUUUGCUCGGAAUGAAAAGUAAAGUAAUGAAAAGAAGAAAAAAAAAAUACAAACAAACAGAACAAACCCAAAGAGAAUAAUAAAAUACUAUUUAUCAGGAAGGUGUCGCUGUGGGAAAAAUCGUCGGCAGCCUUAUCGAGUACCGCAUCCUGACGUAUAUACAUAUAUAAAUAACAGAGAAGCAAAUUUAUAUACGUGUGUAUACACCUUCGCGAGAUAUAUAAAUAUAUUUAAAUAUAUAUAAAUAUAUAUCGAGAUGAAUAUUCAAAUGACGCGUUGAUUCGCGCGGGUAUCCGUGUAUAUAUAUAUAUGAUAUGCAUUAUGCAUAAAGUAGUAUUUCGCAUCGUGCAAUAAAAUAAAUUCUAAAGCGUUCCAAAUAGAGCGAGUGCAUGCAUGUUCAAAAGAAUGAGAAAAAAUACAGAAAAAAAGAAGAAAAAAAAAAGAAAAAGGAAAAACAAAGAAAUAAUAAAAAUAAAUGAAAACAAUAAUAAUAAUAAUGAUAAUUAAAACAAUAAAUAGGUAUGUGAAACGAGGAAUGUUUGUCAAUUGUUUUGUUCUUUUGUUCUUGAAAAUCUAAAAAAAGUGACGAGCAGGGCUCCGAAGAAAGUGGCACGAGGAUCCGAAAUUGCGAUCAACUCGUUCGGAUGCGAGCGUCGUGAAAAAAGCGUUUUUUGUUUUCGUCAUUCAGUCGCGUGUACCGGAGGACCGGAAGGUAUUCGGUGCUUCCUUUGGAACUGCGGCAGUUUUUUCGUAGCGUCGCGGGCUUGCGGAAUGCUACGCCUGGUGAACAAUAGACUCGGGGUAUCGUCUGUCAAUUAUUCUGUGAAAAUGAUGGCUCGGAACGUCGAGCGAAUAGCGCGAGCCCAUUCUCGCUCGCUUGUUCCGAGAAAAGAUCAGCUUCCCAGCGGCCCGCGUAUCUGACAGGCUAUUGCUGGUCGUUGCUUUUCUAGUUUUCAUUAAUGUUUUUCGAUCUAAGGAGACGCUGAUUGAGAAAGAACGGGGAUGAACGAAGUAACGAAGUUCAACUUGUUGCUCCCUUCCCCCCCUCAGCGAGUGCACGUCCCUUGGGAAUUACAACGCUGAUAAGAGAACGAGAGGGAAAACCACUUGACCGUGAGCAACCAGUCGACCCUUUCGAAUCUCUCUUUCAGCAAUAUUUUCACUCAACGCUAAAACUUCGAAAUUUUUCUUGUCGUCGGCUAACGAACGAUUUUCAUGCUGGAAAAACACUGUAAACAUGCAGGAGACGCAGAAAUACUCACGUGUUAUUUUAGUCUUGGAUAAAAGGUUUUUAAUGUCUGCUCAAACACUAACAUUCCAUGAAAAAAUACGCGCAGGACUCUCGUUGCAAUUUUUAAAAUUCACUGGAAUAUUUUUCAUCUUUCAUCGCGUAUCCCAAGCCCCGACUUGUCUCAUUCGAACGGAAGUAUUUCUCACUCGCACCGAAACGAAGUUUUCUCUACUCAUUUCCCCGGAUCUUUUGAAAUUAUUUAUCAUUCCAUUACUCUUUUUAUUACGCCAUCAAAUCUCAUCGUAUAUACACAGAAAAUGUUUUUUACUCGAAACUUUGACUCGACCCUUGUCGAAUUAGGUUACAAAAACUGCUUUUCAGCAUCUCAUGACUUCAUCAUAUAUAAUUUGGGAUUCUAAGAAUAUGCGAUGACCCACGUCGUUUUCACUCCAUUGCUCCUCUAGACGUUCCCAUGCACAAUAUAAAAAACACUGCGAGUCGUGAUUUGUCACCCAAACAUUCGCUUUUCAACCUCGUUUUCAACCCUUGACACCCACGAUCCUCUGUCCUCGGCAUACCACGUUUCGUGCAUGCGAUACAAAACCUUAAUUGUGCGUCGUUCCAUUCGUUUUUUCAUGGGGAAGUUUCAGAGAAAAGUGCAAAAUAUUCGUGUUCGUUGAGCUGUCACGAAAACUCGUGAUUUGACAAAAAAAAUCUUUCGAGCGAAUGCAGAACCGUUUGGAGCCGAAAAAUGAGCAAUGAAACGUGGAAAAUCAAAAUGGGGAUUUGAGUCCCAACCGAGUAAAGGAAUUUCGGGUAGAGUAGCGAGUACUGAGAUAAAUAAAAUAUUUCGAUGUUAAUGCGGACACUCGAGAGAGUGAAUAACUUUGGUGACAACUCAAAAACGCAAAGUCUUUCAGUAUUUACUAACGUUACUGCCAAUUACGUUGAAUAAGCUACCUUAACGGAGAAGGGUAAAAUUCGUGCUGUUUCCGUGUGAAGUAAAAAUAGAUAGAAAGAAACUUAGACAGAAUUUAAAAAAUUGAUUACCUCUAGAAGUGCGUCAGAGUAUUUCCUGAAAAUAGUGCGAUGUCGAUGAAAAAGCACUUUUCUGAGCGUCAGAAAUCUCGAAGACGGUGAUGAGUCGGUUCGAAGUCAAAGCGAACACUCGAUUCGGAAAAAUCGAAGGAUUUUCGUCCGCGUUCUUCAGCUGUCGACCACCGAUUCGUGGAAAUCAUUUUUCGGCACAUUUCCCACGAGAUUUUGUGUUUUCGCGAAUUUUUCGAUCAUUUCGGAACGGAGCUUUUGUUCGGUGCAUCGAUUCCGGGACAUUCAAGCUCCUGAUAUGCGAUAAUAAAUAUGAAAAGCCUCAAGAAAUCGGAGCCGCUCAAUUUUUUCUGUUUUUCGCCACAUUCUCGAAUUUCCUGCACUUUCUCAUUUGGGCUAUCUGCGCAAGUUGGGCGAGGACUGAAAGCCAGCGCGAGGGCGAAGAAAAACUGGUCGGAAAAGCGCGCACAGCUUCUCUCCGAUUUAUACGAACUCGUAAAACCAACACGAGAACAAAUUGAAUUCACUGAAUUAGCGGAUUACAGCUUCGACUUUGUACACAUACGUUUAAUGCGAAAGCUCACCGACGGAGAGAGAGAGAGAGAGAGAGCGAGGGGAAAGAGGAUUGAAAAUGGACGGAAAGGGAGGUCGGGAAGCGAAUCGACGAGCAACCUACUGGCUCGAGCGGCUCGUUCUUCGUGGUCCUGGACACGCAACACAAACACUGUGUACAAGGCUCUCAAUAUAUCGUGAUGUACGUACGGAGGUACGAGGUAUUGAAGCUUGUUCGUGGAUGGCGAAGAGCAUCGUCGGACGAAAAAUACACAAACGUUAGUCAAACAAGCCUCCUCCCGUUUCUCUGUACUUCCUUCCGACCCUUGGGAAUAAUAUCGCACGCAUGACGAGAGGCGUUGUAACGGCGGAAUAAAAAGUCGAAGCGUGACUGCUUAAUGUUGGGAGCAAACUCUGGAAUCGCGUUAAACGGAAUUAUCAAUAUUUAUGUCAACAAUUCGGCUCCGCUCGUUAACGAAACCGGCUCGAGAUUAUGGAAUUCAAUCAAGUUUAAUUGGCCAAUGAAACCAAACGGCUCGAUUUACCCGCUCCGUUUUUCACCAUUCCAAAGCUUCCGUCACCUUACUUUCGUAUUGUUUCGAAAUCGAGUCUCAUAAAUCCGCUGCCUUUUUCGGGUCUUACCCUAAAAAAUUCUCGCUGUUGCGCCAUCGAGAAAUUCUAUGAAUAAUUUCACGCAUUUUCCAUCGCCCAAUCGUCCGAACAAAAUAUUUUAUUCUCCGAUUUAGGAGAUCGUAAAAAAAGUAGGUCACACGUAUCUGUGGGUUUGCAUAACGUCGAUGUUUCUUUCAUACUUUGUGGAAAAAUAGGAAAAAACGCACACACACAGACAGGAGCGUUUAUGUGAGAUCGGAUUGAAUCGAAUGUCGCGUCGUCGAGGGUUUUAUUGUUACAAAAUCCUCGAUUAUUUUUUUUAUCGUAAUACGCUUCGGCAAAAUGGAAAUAGAAUCUAACAACAUUUCUCAAGGUAUUUCGGGCUCGAUAUCGAACGAAGGGAAAAAUAAUUUCUUGCCGAUUUCCACGACCUUCCUAACGCUUCCCUCGACUACAUAUUUCAACUCAAAUUCCUCCGCACUCGAUACCAUUUUGACUUAAAUUUUAUUUCCGUUAAAUCUCAAUGUAACUCGCUGAAAAAUAUUUAAAAAAUCGAGCUCGCCCAAUGAAGCAAAAAUGUUUGAUCCUCGUCGAAUCUUCACCGUCGUCGUUUCAGAAAAUUUGCCAAUUUCGAGGUCCAGUCCAAUUCGUGAACGGAUUUCCGGAGCUCUGUACGCGCGGCCUGAGGGCGAGCCUCGGGACAAGAAAAAUGUUUUUCUUUCUCGAUCCAUUUCUGCGUUUGCCACUCUUCUGACUUUUCCUUCACUCGAUGUCUCUCCUGACGCAUGUACGGCGGCUGUAACGCGUAGUUGGAGGUUCGUGAGGAGCAAGUGCGGGCGAAGAUAUAGAUCCGAUGAGUGAAAGCUCCGGAGGGUCCGGCCCUUCGUGAAUAAUGAAGUCUCGCCGAGUCGUUAAACGUCCAUGUACGUCGCGGCGGAUUAGCCUCGGCCGGGACGUUCGGGUGCGCGGUGUCUCGGACGUUUUUUUCUCUCAUCUUAACAAAAAUUCUAGGAAACUUAUUAGCCAAGUACGCGAUGAGAAUAAGUCAGGGAGGAGGGAAAGGCUUGUGAACGUUUGAGGUGGAUAACAAGGUGUAGCGUUGAAUCCGAAUGAAUGUGCGAGUGGAGCGAGCACUCGGCUCGGAGUGAAUGGAAAAUCGAUAAUGACCGGGCUGUGUGUAUGCAGAAAUUUGGAGAGAACCUCUUGUUCUCGUUUCCUCUUCCGCCACGAAGCUUUCAAACUUCAUCUCUCGUUGAGUCAGCACUUAGCGAGCCCUCACUCAGCCCUUCGCCGCAGCAGCAGCAGCAGCAGCAGCUCGAGUUUCCCAGCGCGAUUCUACUUUAUUCGCACACGUCCUUCGAUCGGAUAACAAAUUACACUUUCGCUCUCGGCCCACCGCCGGGUGCGGCUUUUCUUCGAGAUUUCCACAACGCGAGGCUUCCUGGAAGGGCUCUGAAAAAUUUGAUUAAUUCAAUCGGAGCUGCCUAUACGGGAGUCCGCCGGGCUCUGGCGAAGGGGGCAUCGACGGAGGAACGAUUGACAAAUCCUGGCGUCCUGUCGGCGGGGUCAUGCUUCAAAAGCAUGCAUUUGUCCCCGAACGUUGCUGAUACUCGUCCGGAGAAUCCGCGCCGAGAAGAGCAGCCGGACGAUUAUUGUGAUGGUCCAUUUGUGUGCUCGCGUACUUUACGUUCGAUCUCCCCGGAUGGGGAAGUGACGCGUGGAAGUAAGCGCGCCCGCGCGAGUCGGCUGUCUUUAAGUUAGGAAAAUCGAGGCAGCGCGACGGAAGAGAGAAUUUGAAGAGAGAAGAAAUUUUCUGCAGAUUUCGUUGGCUACCAAGCUCCGACAAUUUUCCUCUGAAUUUCUCCCAUUUUCAAAAUUGCUAGCACAGAGAGAGGGAGGGAGGGCCGAGGGGAAAAUUCCAAAGCCGUCGAAUCGACGUGCUCGAGCGACGAGGCGCCUCUCACACUCGAUUCUCCUAUCUCAAUGGUCUUUUAUUGCCCACCACGUUACGUUUUUAUCCUGAAAAAAAUGCGGACAAGGGCUGAAGCUAACAGCGAAAUAAAUAUGCGUAGACGAACAAAGGGCAACGCGUAUUGAUCCCAGCAGCAUCAGCCUCUUCUGAGAGUCCGAAAUUCUUGAAUAUCACGUCUGGCUAUUUUUCUCGCGGCCUCUCCGAGCCGAUAACUCACGCCAGAAUUCAACAGCGCCCUGAAAAAAGCCUCAAAGCGUAUCCUCCGAUCGACUCACACCUUUCCCGCGCUUAUCCCAUCGAUCUCAUAAUAAAUUCUAUCAAAAGAGAGAAUACAUUCGCUGAAAUAGUCGGACAGAGACUGAGACGGUUUAUCAGAGGGAAAUAGAACAAAAGAGUGAGAAUCGUGAAUGUUAUCGUUUUACCUACAAACGCGUAACUGUCCUUGCCGAGUGGUGACGCGAUCCAAUCGAUAAUUUACCUCCACCGUCAAGGAAUCACAAGAUAGGACGCCGCCGCGCGGAGCAUGAAAUACAAAGAGCGAGAGAGAGACAGAGAGAGAGAGAGGGAGAGCGAGCAAAGACAACUUUUCGAGUUUCUUUACCCGGCGUUUGUGUAUCGAUAAACAGUAGUCUCUUUGUCUCCCCCGAUUGUCGUAUCUCCGUAUACGGAGGUUAGGUACUUGGAGUAUAACUCCGAUGUACACACUCGAGAAUGAGAAUCUACGCCCGAUAAAAGCAGCCACCGAAAGCGAGCGAACCUCCUCACAAAGGUGUCGAAACGAAAUUGCACCUGAAUCGAAAAACGCCCUGAAAACAAGGGACGCACGUGUCUCUUGUUAAAUUGCCAGUAUUAUUCAACCUCGAACGCUUAAAACGCGACUCUGAGUGUAAAGAAAAAGUAAAAAGUAACAGACCGCCGACCCGGCAGACGAGGGAAAAUUUUAUCGCGGAUAGAAUAUUUUUAAUAACAUUUCGCCGGCAUCGAAGCUACAAAGGCUUUGUCGAGCGAGCGUUUUGUUGAUAAUAAUCGAAGGAGAACCACCGUCCCAAUUAUUGUACGCGAGCGAUCCUAAAGAGCGGAACGAUUCUGGGUAUAUAAAUAUACGAAUAAUUCCGUAUUAUAAACAUUGACAGACUUGAGAGAAUGUGUGAUAAAUAAAAAAUCAUUUAGGUGGAAGAUAUCUUGGGCUUUUCGAUUUUGUUUCAAGGAUGAUCGAUCACCAGGUCCAAUCCGAGAUUCUGAUCUGAAUUUUUAAUAUGCUGGAGAUGAAUAUUUUACGCGACGAUCACCAAAAUUUGGGCUAGAUUGUUCGUCUAGUUAUUUUGUAAUUAAAUUGCAAAUUCGAGCAUUUUGAUGCACCGAAUACACGUCGCUUAUGGGAAAAGAUCGUCCGGAAGUGCUACGAGCACGGUUUUUCUCGCCCAAAAUCCAAGAUUAUUAUUUAAAAACCUACCGUUGAAUAAGUGGCUCAUUCAGAGUUUGGUCAAAAAUAGAAAAAUUGUACCUCACCAGGUUUUCAACAAAAUAAUCUCACAAAAAAGUUUUGAUUUCCGGUUGAAAAUUGUGAGAACGACGAAGUAGUAUUCAGGAAUUUGACAACGUCACAACUAUAACGGAUGAUGCCGCCAGCGGUCAUAACCUAGCUUUACUUCAAACACCAACACAGAAUAUUACAAUGGCAAUUACAAUUACAAGUGUGUUUGUGUACAAUUCUUAUAUGGAGAAAACUAUACAGACGUUGACGAUAUCAAGAGACUCGGUAGAGUCUCGGGACAAGUACAUUGACAGUUCUGUCAUCUGCUGGCCUGAGGUUCUCGCCGAGACUAUCUUUUCUCUGAAUAUAUAAUCUAAUAUGGAGAACACUGCAGGAUCGUUGUGGAUAUAAUUUUUUCAGUUUUCAUGAUUUACUCUGCUAUGAAACACUAACGAACCGGUAAUGAUGUUUCUUAAAAUCGAUAACACGAAUAUUCAAGACCGGUAAACGUAAUUCAGAACGGCUCUUUUUUGACUCCGAAUUCACGAUCGAUCAUCCUUAAUGUUCUUAAAUGUUCCUUAAAGUCCUGAGAAUCCUCAGUUUAACAGAGUCCCGGGGAACUGGACUCGUGAAAAUGCAUCAAUGCCGUUGGCACUUUUGAUUUUCGAGCUAAACGCCUCCUCGCGUGUGUCCACGUUUUAUCGGGCGGAUGGAAUUCCGCGUCGAAUCGAAGCGCCGUUUAGAGAAGCAGCGAUAUCGGCAAGUUGAAUUAUUCCAAUUUCUCAUGGAUUUUUGAGCUCGUUGCUUCGCGAUUCUCGUACGACGUCGUUGGUUCGUUUAUUAUUUUCUAAAUAAACGAUUGAUGCUCAAUACUUGAAGCAAUGUUUCCUGCUCGUAGACCGAACGUCUUUCGAGCUAACCAGGGAAACGCGAGUUGCAGCGAACGGAUGACGCUCAUGGGAGAAAAACCUGGGCGAUUAUUUUUGGAAUAAUUCAACACGCUCGUUCCAGUAUAGGUUAAGUCCAGUGCGUACCUACUCCAGUGAUUAGAAGCAGAGAAGAGUCGAGCCGUAAUAAGAUGAAACGAGAAGAAAAUAAAUACGUAAAUGCAGUCGGUAGGACACAAAGGCAAACCGAUAAUUGUUGCAGGGAUUGAAAAACGAGAUUCGUACAUGAAAGUUUUUAUUCGACGAGGCUAAAGUAUAAAAAAAACAUUGAAAAAAAAAAAAAAAAAAAAAAUACGAAAGAAACGAUGAAUAAGCGAAUGAUUCGAAGAGGAAUUAGUUUUAAAACGAAAGUUGAUGAUAAAAACUGAUAAAUCAAACGUAACGAAAGAUGUGCGAGGCUUGCGAAGCGUUACGAACGAGCACUUAGCUGCUGCAACCAAAAAAAAUAAUGAUAUCUAUGAAAAUGACCAUGUGAUGUGUACGAUAGUUUAAUUGACGUUUGUGUAAUGAUAAAAAAAAAGAAUCGAGAGAUAAAAGCUAUCCACGAAGAGAGCAACAAUUUAUGAGAAUAUUCAGUUGGAUUAUGCGCGUAGGAAAGACGAAAGCUAAAUCGAUCGUGGAUUAAGUUCCACGCUGGGACUCGAAAUGAUAGAGAAUACGCGCCCCCGGGCGCGCGUUCACUCAAAUGGAACCAUUUUAAUUAUUAACAAAUAUAUAUUUAUUAUUAAUAUAUACCGAGGGGAUAAACGAAAGAAGAACAAACAAACGACAAAGAUAUAUGAAAAUAAAGUACUGUCUUUAUUCACGUU